GCCAAAUUGAAACGCCUCAGCUCAGACCCCACGCGAGUUGCUCCCUCCAGCUGCUUUUCUUCUCACAUCCAGUCUGUGCUCUUCUCUGGCUCUGCGGUGUUGAAGGAGGUUCGGUAAAUCGGGACUUUCAUUCUUCUGUUUAGUCACGCGAGCAUGGAGGAGGCCAACAAACUCAUCGGUAACGGGAAGAAGUACCUGGUGUUGGGGAAGGCGGUGGAGGCGGUGAGCGUCCUGCAGGAGGCCUGCGGCUUGCUAGCUAAGACGUUUGGAGACACAGCAGAUGAGUGCGGAGAGGCCUUCUUCUGGUGUGGGAAAGCCCUGCUGGACCUGGCGCGGGUGGAGAACUCCGUCCUGGGUAAUGCUCUGGAAGGUGUCCCAGAGGAGGACGAGGACGAAGACAAACCCAAGGACUCCAACGUGGAGAGCACGGAGGAUGUUGACGAGAAGACCAGAGAUGAGCUGAGAGUUCAGGUGUACGACGCCAUGGCGGAGAAGAACGAAGACGCAGAGAAGCAGAGUGAAGAGAGCAAGGCAGAAGGCUCUGAGGCUGCUGAGCAGCAGAACACGGAACAGGCAGCUGAGGAUGAAGAUGGUGAGAAACCACCUGAAGCUGUGGAGAAGGAAGACAAGACCGAGGAGGAAGAAGAAACACCUGCUCAGGAGUCAGCAGCUGUAGAGGACAACAAGACCGAGGAGGAGGAGGAGUCUGCAGACAAAGCAGAGGAUGAAGAGGACGGUGAUGCAGAAAUGGAGGAAGCAGAGGAACAGACUGAGGCUGCUGCUGAGAAGGAGAGUGACGACGAGGAGGAGGUGGGGAACCUGCAGCUGGCCUGGGAGAUGCUGGAGCUCGCCAAAGUGAUCUACAAAAGGAAGGACUCCAAGGAGGACAAGCUGAUGGCGGCUCAGACCCACCUGAAACUCGGUGAAGUUUCUGCAGAAUCAGGUAACUACUCGCAGGCGCUCGAUGAUUUCCAGGAGUGUCUGAAGCUGCAGCUGGAGCACCUGGAGCCGGACAGCCGCCUGCUGGCUGAGACCCACUACCAGCUGGGUGUGACCUACAGCUUGAACCUGCAGUACAGUGAGGCCAUAGAGGCUCUGAACAGCUCCGUCUCCGUCAUCAGGAGCAGGCUGGAGAAACUGCAGCGGCUGCUGGACAAAGCCGAAGGUCCAGGGUCUCUCCCUGAGGAGGAGAAGGAGCUGGAGGAGCUGAAGGCCCUUCUGCCUGAGAUUCAGGAGAAGGUGGAAGAUGCCAAUGAAGGCCUGAAGACCACCAGCAGUGCUGCUGAGGCUGUGAAGAAGGUUCUGGAUGGAGACUCCUCCGCCUUUCCCAGUUCUUCAGUAAACAACCACUCUUCCGUCUCAACAGCUAAAGGCUCCACCACCACAGCUCCGGUGUCCAACAUCUCCCACCUGGUCAGGAAGAAGAGGAAACCAGAAGGAAGUCCAGUGAAGGAAGCUGAUGUGAAGAGGGUGAAGCUGGGUGACGCUAACGGACACACUAACAAGGAGGUGGCUACAUAGGGCGUCCUCACACCUCAACAAACAUCUGCAGAUCAGUUCUAGCCGGGUUGUUUUAUCUAGUGGGAGCAGAACCGUGUAAGCACGUGGUUCUGGUGGAAGAUGGGUCUGGGUUACUCGUGUUAGACCGAAGCAGUUUGUCAGAUUCUUUAUAACACAUCUGUUUGUAAAUAUGGUUUUUUCUAUUCCUGGUUGUUUACAUGUGACCUAAUAAAGUUAAAUAUGAAACCUUU
Molecule: messenger RNA, 1751 nt
Organism: Nothobranchius furzeri (turquoise killifish)
Lineage: Eukaryota; Metazoa; Chordata; Actinopteri; Cyprinodontiformes; Nothobranchiidae
Product: histone-binding protein N1/N2
Biological process (GO): DNA replication-dependent chromatin assembly; CENP-A containing chromatin assembly
Cellular component (GO): nucleoplasm
Molecular function (GO): histone binding
Source: RefSeq, a predicted model, not a curated record